CUUUGUUGUUGAUAAAAAUUCAAAGCUUUGUAAAUUGAUGUCAAUCUACGAGUGACUCCCCAACUCGAGUUGAAUUCGGAAAUUUACUAAUUCUUGCACAAAAAGGUUAGCGUAAGUUCUUAAUACAGUUUAUUAUUGCCUAAAACUAUAUGCAAGAGUGGAAUAAAGCCGACAAGCAAAUGGAGUCAUCAGCAGCGCUAACAAAUACAAUCAACAAUGAAAAUCAAUCUGAAAUAAAAGGAAAUGGCAAUCUUAAAAGAAAACAUGGAAUACAUGGAAGUUCAGAUGAUGAAAAUGACUUCUUGGGCUUCGAUCAAGCCGAGCAAACCGACAGUCAACAUAUGAUUCAAAAUAUCAAAAAAAUUUGUACGGACUCUUCAUCGGAUGAAACAACACCGAAACGACUACAAACAGCACAUAAUCGUUCUACUGACAUCACAGAUCCAGUCUUUAAAUUACCAUUCAAAUAUGGUUGGAAGCGAGAACUUGUUUUACGAGCUGAACCUACUAGGAGUAAGGAAAAAGGUGAAGUUUAUUAUAUCACGCCCACCGGAAAAAAGUUGCGCACACGUCAAGAGAUUGAGAACAAUUUACACGAUGACCUCACCAUUGAUAACUUUACAUUAGUGAAAGUAGCCAUUGGCGCUGGAGACGAUGAAAUUAUUCGACCUGCAAAAUUCUACAAUUAUUCACGUCGUUCUAAUGUUGAUCCGGUUGUGGCUGAAGCAACUGCAAUGCCAAUAGGAAAGCGUGUUCCAAAGCCAAAACUACCGAAAGGCGCAAGUCCUCCUCCGUUAUCAAGCUAUCCAUCUACUCCAACCACAGCGUUAACUUCACCGACAUUUACUGGCAAUCCAAUUAAAAGUAUUUCAAUGAAGGAAAAUAUUCAAGCCAGCAGUAAAUCGCCUGUUCCAGUUCGUAAACCAGCUGUUAAAGGAAAACUAAAAGGUGAUGUGCGUUGCACCAUUCAGUGUCCAUCAGCAUUAGGAAAAAUUCCUCAAUUGCAAUGUAUAGUUUGCCUCUGUCUCUAUCAUCCCGAAUGUGCUAAAAAGUCGAUCGCGGAUAUCGAAAGUGGAACAUCGUUUACAUGUGAGAAUUGCAAUUUCAAAUUUACAAAAGCAGCGCAAAAUGCGCCGGCGAUGACAAAAAAGCAUCAUCAGUCGCAACCUACAACCACAGAAGCUUCACAUAAUUUUGAGAAAAAUCCUCAAACGCUUGUUACACUAAAUGGCAAGAAAUUUAUUGUUUACGAAACGGAUUCAAGUAAUGGAAUAGGAAAGAAGGUUCCAAAUCGAUCAAUCAUACAAAAGCCUUCAGUUGUUAAUACGAAUCGAAGUCAAUCUGUAUCAUCAAGCGUUGCAUCAUUUUCGCCGUUUAAUUUUUCAGAACAUUUCUUGCGCAAUGUGUCACUUGGCUUUGAUGUUCUUCUUCACACUUUUCAAUAUUUGAAAGUUCAGGAAUUACAACGUGCAAGUCGUGUUUGUCGCAUGUGGAAUUUGGCAGCUCAAAGCAGCAUUUUAUGGCGUACAGUAAGAAUGAAGAAUUCACAUGUCAAUGAUUGGGAAGGCUUUGCACGAACACUUCAAAGAAAUGGAACAGUUCAUUUGGAUUUGCGUAAGAUUUUAAUGGGAAAUCAAGAAGAAGCUUGGCGAAGCUUUUCCAACUUUAUCUCUCGUGUUGAUCAACUGCAGGGUAUUGACUUGUGUCGUUGUGAUUCGAUUGUUGUUGAGAACUUAUUUGUAAGCAAUCACAAUUUGCGAUGUAUCAAUGCCUUAUCGAUUAAAGAUGAAGCUUUGAACAUGGAAGGCUUACGCAAUCGUCAAACGAUGCUUGAAGAAAUGAGAAUUCGAGCACAUGGCAACGGACUAAUUUUGAACAAUUUUGAUUUCAAACCUUUGAUUAAUGUUCGCCAUUUAACAUUAACAACAAUUGAGAAUCUUCCUUCUCUCCUUAACGAUAAUGCUCAACUUCGUGAAUUGAUUGCUCUUGAAUCGCUUGAACUUGGCUUCUGUGAUCAACUUAAUGAUGUUCAGUUUGCUGGCAAUUUAAGCUUUCUACAGAAACUUCAGAGACUGAGAAUUGAAAAAGGAUCGCAAAAUUUCAACGUAAAUAAAGUUCUCGAUGUCAUUGCAAAGAACUUACCUGGACUUGUACAGCUUGAAUUGAUAAAUUGUGACAUUAAAAACGAUUUCGUUAGUUCGAUUAAGCAAUGUCGUAACAUUAAACGUCUUCUAUUGAUUCCGACUUAUGUAAGUCAAUCUGCUGCAACAAAUUUCAUGGUAAUGGACGGCGUCAUGCAUUUAACAAGUCUUGAAAUAAUUCAUUGGAUAGUGACAAAUGAAUUGUUGCGUGUUACUGAACUUUAUCAAUCGGAAAAUCGUCCGGAGAAAGGAAAAAAAUCACCGGAAAAGUCGGGAAGUGGAACAUCGUCGCCAGUAAAAGCAAAAGAUUGCAUCCCAGUUUUAAAGCCAGUUCCAGGGAAAGAAGACACUGAUGAUGGUGAUGCAAAUAUCCAACAAGUCGAAAUUGUUGCUCUUAAAACUGUCGAAGCAAUUUUACAGAAACGAUUACCGAAAACAACUGUGAAGUUGUUGAAAAUCUCUAAUCACUUUACAUGGCGUCAGGUCAUUGAUUCUGUGUGAAUUAUAUUAAUUUCCUAGUUAGAGAUUGUCGGAUUUACAUCAUCAGUGCAAAAACAAGACUCACAACAAUAAACAAUUGCACACGAUCAACAGAAACAAAAUUAAAAUUCACAUCUCAGCUUAUAAAUGAAAUUUAAAUACUUCUUAAGAGAUUUAUUGUAAAUUCAAAUUCACAUUUAAAUUCCAUGAAAUAAAGAAAAUAAAAAUGAAAAAGGAAGAAAUUUAAUAAAACAUAGAAAUUUAC
Clunio marinus is the source of this 2886-nucleotide messenger RNA. The record is from the annotation of a GenBank genome assembly. Lineage: Eukaryota; Metazoa; Arthropoda; Insecta; Diptera; Chironomidae.